This is a messenger RNA of Aspergillus heteromorphus CBS 117.55, 1935 nucleotides long. It is a transcript of the gene dspD, whose product is annotated as putative protein-tyrosine phosphatase. Gene Ontology annotation, biological process: protein dephosphorylation; negative regulation of MAPK cascade. The transcript is spliced from 2 exons. NCBI's taxonomy places the organism in Eukaryota, Fungi, Ascomycota, Eurotiomycetes, Eurotiales, Aspergillaceae. Gene Ontology annotation, cellular component: cytoplasm; nucleus; cytosol. The record is from RefSeq and is a predicted model, not a curated record. Gene Ontology annotation, molecular function: protein tyrosine/threonine phosphatase activity; MAP kinase tyrosine/serine/threonine phosphatase activity. Bases 1 to 1935 code for a protein of 644 amino acids.
AUGCCUGUACAAACCAGCUCGCCGCCACUCCCGGACGCGUUCCCUUCCUUUAUGUCUGUGUUUGGCGAACGGUUACCUGAAUUUGCCGACAAGGAGGAGCGCGCUACGAUAGUCAAGCCGCUGAGGGUUCCUACGCAUGUCACCAUCAAUACGUCGCGACGCCCACUGCCCUUCAAGCAUCGGGAGAGCAUUUCAUCUAUGACAUCAGGCUCCACCGACUCAUCGCCUACCACCACCAUCUCCACAUUCGAUCCUCCCUCCGCCGUGGAUACGUCCCCGAGCUCCUCGCCAGAAUCCCGUCGUCGAUGCCGUUAUCAUAUCCUCCCUUCAUGCCAUACACCCUCAAGGCGGACCCAUGUGCCUCCGAAGGGCAUGCGCCGAAAACCCGCAAACCUCACGAUACGCACCCCCGGCUUUGAUCGGUCUUUUUCCAACACUGCCUCCGAGCUGGUCCCGCCUACCCCGCACGCCCUGCGACACACCGAGUCCUCGCCCUCCCUCACAUCCGUUUUCUCUCCGUCAUUUGGCCCAAAGGGUGGCAUGCAGUUGCCUCGACCAAUGACACAUCAUGGCGCUCGGCGACCGUCAGCCACUUCCGAGAGCAACUUUUCCCCGCUGCAAACGGUCGCGGAUGAAGGUGAAGGGUCGGUCGCUGGGGUGCUGCCUGAACUGGAGGAAGAAGAUGACCAUCUUGAAUCAAGGGAGUCGACCCGGCGCAGCGAGCGUGGGUAUCCGAAUGGACCCAUCCAGAUCUACGACUCGGGAGUUUUUCUCUACCUGGAGCCGACCGCUCAAGAAGCGUCACAAUUUGAUGUUGUCGUGAACGUGGCAAAGGAAGUGACCAAUCCGUUCACUAGCACGGGCGCUGGCACCGGUACGGUGAUGAGCACCUUGCGCAACGGGUUAACGCAUGCCAAGCGACUGUCGAACGGGGAGCCAUGGACGGCCGCCUCUGAAGUCUCCUUCAAGUCCGCGUUCGAGUACCCGCCAAGCGAAGCGUCAGUACCGGCCACCCCCCAGAACGACUCGCCUGGACCGGAAUAUGUCCACGUUGGCUGGGACCAUAACUCGGAAAUCCUGGACGACUUGUUCCCUCUGUGCGAGCUUAUCGACUCUCGGAUAGCCGACGGAAAGAAAGUGCUCGUGCAUUGUCAGCUCGGUGCUAGUCGGUCGGCCUCGUUGGUCAUCGCCUAUGGUCUCUACAAGAACCGAAAUCUCGAUUUCAACUCGAUGUACGAGAUUGUCAAAGGACGUAGUCGCUGGGUCAGUCCCAACAUGAGCCUGAUUUACCAGCUGACCGAUUUCCGCUCCCGCCUCCUUCGCGGCAACCUAUCGAAAGCGGCACCGGAGGAGUGGUUCGUCGGAGGACCGCGCCGGAGCUCUGAGCCUCAGCCGCCACACUCCGGCCGGACAGACGCUUCCCAAGCCAGUACUCCCGGUUACACAAGUGGCUGCUCCGAAGCCGGGCAAUUGUCCAAUGGUCUAUCACAGGCGUCUCUGAGCUCUGUUUCGGUGCCGUCCACCAACCAGGGCACGCCCCUCUCGACGGAGAAUUUGGGCUUCAAGCCUCUGUCUCAUAAGCGCAGUCUGUCCCCACGACCCCUACCUUUGCGGCAGAGCUCCUUUAGCACGGGGUCGACGGGCGGGUUUGUGCUACCUGAAUCCGGAGCCCUUGCAUGGCAUCCCCAGGUCGGUGGGCCGUUCUCCUUGGCCAAGACGGAUGUUUUUAUGCAGGACGGCUCGGACGGAGCGAACUCCCUUUUCUCCCCGAGGACGAAUGACUUCAUGGCUGCGCCUCUUUCUCGAUCAAUCUCGGAUUGCCUCGAGGACGAUGGCCCUGAUGGGCUGCGCUUCCGGACGCGAGUCGCGGACCCUCGGUCGCCACCUCCGGGGAAUGAGCGCCUGAUUAUGAGAAAUAUUGAUGAAUUUCUGUAA